Molecule: messenger RNA, 3665 nt
Organism: Xenia sp. Carnegie-2017
Lineage: Eukaryota; Metazoa; Cnidaria; Anthozoa; Malacalcyonacea; Xeniidae
Exons: 24
Coding region: 81-3038 (985 amino acids)
Molecular function (GO): protein binding
Source: RefSeq, a predicted model, not a curated record
CUGCCGUUUUGGGACGGAAGGGACGCGUCGAAUUUUUAUCCGACUUUCGCUCUUUAUUACCAGCUUUGUGAAUAAUUACAAUGGUGAAUGAAAGCAAUCAAGAGAAGUCAGAAAAUUUGGACCUUUUAACUUGCAUUCAUUGGGGAUAUCUUAAUGUUUUGCAACUCCAUGAUGUAUCAGGAAAAAAGAUCAAGCACCCUCGUUGGCAGACAUUUUGGACAGAUCUAUGUGGCUCAACUUUGCGUUUUUAUAAGGAUACAACAUUACCUGACAAUAACAAACUAUUUCCUCCAGCAACUGUGAUUGGUCCAAGACCUGAGGACCAGAUAAAGUAUUCAUUUUUUAGUUUAAAGAAUGGAAGUGUAAAAGACUAUGACGCAAUAUCCAAUUCUCCAAAGUUACGUCGAAAGAACAAGAUAGGACGAAAGAAUGUCCUACAAAUAACUUUGGCAAAUUUCUCCGUUUACUACUUGCAGGCACCAACUAUGUCUGCUUUUUACAGAUGGAGGACAAAAUUGCAGUCAAGUAUUGAUAGCGCUGAGGCGCCUGAAAGGUUUUAUGAAAAGCAGUUGCGCGAGGCAAAGAUGGAACUUUUUGAGCUGCACAGAUGUCAUGUUAAAGUUGAACCACAAUACCCUGAAACAGAUAGUGAAGUGAAACAAAUUGCAGAUAAAUUUUCUUCGACCUGUAACCCACAGCUACGUGCUCUCCAGGACAAACUUAUGGAGAAGGAAAACUUUCUGAAGCAGUUAGAAAAACAAGAAAGAGAUUUUUUAGGAAAUGAAGACGAAAGCAAAAGUACGCUGACAAGAAUAGAGUUUACUGCAACAGCAGGAAAGAGGUAUUUUUUGGUGAUUGGACGACGCGAUACGCUCAUAUGUAAAGGAGAAAGCUUCACUGUAUUUGGAAGAUUACCAAAUGAACGUUGGAGGUGUUAUGUUGAAAGAAAAGAACGUUUGUAUAAGAGUGACGAUGGCAAAGUUUGUGAAAAUUUCUCGUAUCCGUUGAUCGGAUCAGUUCCAAGUAGUGUGAUUGUUGAAUUAAACCAACCGUCACGUAUAAAAGAUUUAGUGGAUAGUCUUUCUGUUUCGUCGGGCGAUAUUUCACCUCCUGGAACUCCCCCUGAUGAUCUUUCCACGUCAGUUAUAGGUGACGUCAUAACUCCACCACGAUCGCAGUCGCCACGACGUAUUUCUGAUGCUUCCUCUUUCAAAGGACAAAAUUCACGCUUGGAGCCGUACUCUUCUCAUAGACGAAAUUCAAAACUUGAGCCACCAAAACAUUCAGCUAACACCUCUCUAUUUACCAGAUCUAAACAACUUAAUCCCCAGGGUACUUUACCGUUAUGUCAACGCGUUCCAAGGUCAUCGACCUUAUCGAUAUCACCCACUUCUCCAUACGGGAAAAGUAUUGAUAAUGCUAUAUCUGACUUGAACCUGGCGUUGAGUAGUUUGAAUGCCCUUAAACAACGCCCUAGGGCUUCAUCCGAUGUCUCCAUACGCAGUCAAACUUCCAACUCCAGUCAAGAAUACGAAAGUCCGGACAUGAGUCGUAUUUCGAAGAUUGAGUUACAUUCAGAUGAUGGUGAUACAACUGUUCGAAGAAGAAAGAAAAGAGAUAUUCAUAUAUCUCGAAAACUUCAUGCUAAAGGCAUUUCUAUCAUUGUUGGUUCUUCAAGCUCUUCUGAAGAUGAAGAUGAGGGUGACAAAGUAGACGGUAAUCUGGAACAGCGAAACCAAUUAUCUGACUCCUUAAAUGAAGUUUCAAAAUCAAGAACAAUAGAAGGUCUACAGACUUCUAAAGAAAAACUCGCAGAAAAAGUGGUAAAAGGUGUAAAAGGUUUGCCAGAGAUCAAACAGCCAACAAAAGAAAGACCGGUCGUCGAUAACAUUACUAUAACUACCGAUCUCCUGCAAGAGUUCUCGGAAAAUGGUUGCUAUGGUGAACCUAUAAGGAACAGUGUGACACAAUCUCAAUUUAAACCUCUUGCAAGUCAUGAGAUUUCGCCACCUUUACAUCAAAGACGAACGUUGCAAAUGACACGUAAAGAAAACGAGGGAUUUGGUUUUGUUUUGCAGACUAGUACUGUGAUCCAAACAGAUGCUUAUAGUGACACUAUGACUUAUAUAUCCAAUGUUUCAGAAGAUGGUCCUGCAUAUCUAGCUGGCAUGAGACCAGGUGACGUAAUCAUAGAGAUUGACAAUAUGAAAGUUGAAGACGAACCUCAUCAUAUGAUUGUAGGAAAUAUAAAAAACGCAGGCUUAUCUGUAAGACUCGUUGUUGUUUAUAAAGAAGCAAUAAAGCGAAUGAAAAUGUCUACACGUCUUAUAGCACUGAAGGCUCGUCUCAAACAAGCUGAGGCGGCUUAUGAAGACGUCAUCAGGAAAGAGCAAGUUCUUCUUGAUCACUUGAAAGACACGCAAAUAACGGACGCCAAAAUAAGAUCACCUGUUGUAUAUAUACACAGUCACACUUCUAGCACAACCUUUGCUCGCGAGACGGCUGAAAUAAAAAAUUCCGUAAAUCAAGUAAAACGAACACCUUUGGAGCUGCUGGAAGCACAAAAACAAUCAACUGAAUUCUCAAAGUAUUGCGGUGUUUCUACCACAAGUUAUGAACUGGUGCGAGAAUUUGCAACGACUUGCGAGCCAGAAAAUAAAGAUGGGUUUGUCCAAAAAAGUGAUUCGUCAAAAUUUACGAGCGAUUCAACAAUAAAUUCAAGUAAAGGACAAAGUGAAGUGAAUUUCAAACAAAAAACAUUUCGGCAGUUACCACAUUCAUCUUUCAUUUCCUACAUUGACUUUGAUCAAAAUAGGUUUGGUGUAAAAAAGGAGCAUGACUCUGUUACAUCGACAAGAAAGCGAUUAGUACCUAACUGCGACGAUGAAUCCAAAUAUUCUGUCGAAUUAGAUGAUGAACUUCGACCAAAAAAGAAUAUCUCCACAUCCCAAACGCAGGCAACGAGACCAGAGUCGUAUAAAUUCGCCCUUGGUUCGCAGAAUACUAUCGAUAGCAAUCUUGAUCUUAACAGUAAAUAAUCACCAAUUAAAAAUUUUGAUGGGGUUAGUAAGUAGCGGAUUUUACAUUUUACGUUGAUCAUUGCCUUUAGAACUCAAUGAAUUGUACGAUUGAAAAACACCAUUAGUUCAUUCAUUAUCCAUUAAAUGGAAGAACCUUUACGGUAUACAUCAUGAUACAUCAGGAAUCCGCACUGUCCAUCAUUUCAUUCACCGAUUUUGCUACAUCGUGAUGGUUUUUUCACCUAGAAAUGAUCGAUUGAACACAUUAAGGAACAUUUUAGUAUGGACCGACCAUGUGAUUUUCUAGUAUUAUGUGUGGGCAACUAGCAUCGUUAUGGCAUUACCUCUUGAAUAGCACAUGUGAUUUCUUUUAAACAUGGUGGUGCACUGCUGUUUGUAAAACCUUUUCCAGCCGACAAUUUGAAGAAAAUAUAGAGAUAAAACACACUAAAUAAAAAAGAAAAUCUUGUAAACUGAAGAUUCGAGUUAUAUCAGCAAGAGAUAAGAUUUAAAUGGUUAUGUAACUCGAAUCUUGAGUUCACAGGAUGAUAAUUUUUGGAGCAUGUUUUAUCUGAUACUGUUGUUUUUUGUAUAAUAUUGUGUAUAGUUAUAUAUAUUGUGAAUAAUGCAUUUGCUGUUUUGUGA